AUGAACAUGAAUCCCAGGACGCACAUUAUCAGUCAGAUGCAAAAAGAAUGCCUCGUACACUUCUUAGAGGACCAUGAUUUUCUGGUAAAUCCACGAAAAAAACCCGGUGAUUUAGAAAAAUGUAAUAAAACUUGGAGAGAGUUAAUGAUAUUACUCAAUUCUAAGGCGGGACCAAAAAAGACGGUACACCAGUGGAAGGAAACUUUAAACGAAUUAAAAGCAACAGCAAGAAAAAGAUCAAGAAUAAUUGAAUUUCAAUCUACUGGUCCCGAAUCAAAACAAACUGAAAAAGAUCUGACACCUUUAGAACACCGAUUAUUACUACUUACAUCGGACAGAUAUGUUCAAAGUCUUGUAAAAUACUAA
Molecule: messenger RNA, 366 nt
Organism: Psylliodes chrysocephalus
Lineage: Eukaryota; Metazoa; Arthropoda; Insecta; Coleoptera; Chrysomelidae
Source: the annotation of a GenBank genome assembly